GAGAGUCUGAACCAUAUGAAAACUACAUACAUCUCGAAACUUUUUGAGCUAAUUUUUUGUACGAAAAAAACUGGCAACACUGAUUUUUAUAAUAUCACCAAAAAGCCUUCUGCCUUUCAAAACCCCCUAACUAUGGGAAAAUGUUUCAUUUUGGUAGGUAUCGCGGUUAUCGAGUAAUCCACUGCUGAAAUGGAUGAUAUUUUAGGUUCAAUGAAAACGUUGACACCGCCUGGCUGCCUUCAAAAAUGGGCUAGAGGGCUGCGAUUUGCGCCAUUGGUCAUCCCUUCGGAAGGUCUUUCCACAGGAAAAAUAUCAAAAAAAUCGCCGAACCCCCCUACCUCUUCUUGGUCCAAUUCACGUGGAAUGACCCAAAGAUUUGUUCGUCGAGAUUAUGAAAGAAGACAUGGUUUUCAUCCUCUUGCUGGCUGUGGCUGUACAACCGGGCACCGUAUUGCUUCAGAUCUGUUCGUCGCGAUCAUGAAACAAGACAUGGUUUUCAUCUUCUUGCUGGCUGUGGCUGUACAACUGAGCACCGUAUUGCUUCAGGGUUCCGCUGAUGCAGAUUCUAAUAAAACUACGAGUAAUGAAACAUUUUUUCUGGAUAAAUUGCCGAGUAAUGACUUUGAAAAAACUCUGAUUGGCUUCAAUCAUCUUUUCGUGGAUAAGACUAUGUUUAUUGCUGAGUUGAUUAAUCUGCAAAAAGAAUGCGAUCUUAUCAGCCGUCCUUCACGCUGGGGGAAGACUUUUAAUAUGCUGACGACCGCCUGUUUCUUUGAUAUUCCUCAUUUCGAUGAUGGCUCAGUGGAUGAGUACAAACGAAACAUGACCAAGUCAUUGUUUGUAGGUGGAUCGACAAUUGCAAUUCGGAAACCAGAAAUGGAACCAACUCUGAUAAAAACGAAACCGCUGAAAAUUUCCAAAGUGGAAAGCGCUAUGAGGGAAAUGGGACGUCAUCCGACGAUACUCCUUACCUUUAGUGAAUUCGGAAACACAUUUGACGAAUUUAUCCAGGAAUUUGCUGGGCAAAUAAGCAGAAUCAUUUCUAGUAAACAUUAUGACUCAUUUUUAGCGAAGCACUGUGAACGAUCUGGAUUCCUAAGGGAAUGUCAUGAACUUCUGUCCAGUACCAAAGAACAACUUGCCGGAAAUCUCUAUUUAUUGAAACAUAGCAUUGAAAUAUUGAUUGCUCUACUAACGAGCCAUUUCAACUCAAAAACUGUAGUAUUAAUCGACGAGUACGAUGUUCCAUUGAACCGGAUGAUUUGCGACGAUGCGGAUUUUAGCCAGACUGUCAACUUUUUGGAAGGUCUGUUCACUCGUACAUUCAGAGGUAACACGCACGCCAAUAUAUACAGCGGUGUCGUGACUGGUAUUCUGCAGUUUUCCAGAGCCAGACUGUCAACCGGGUUGGCAGUUUGCGCAUUUAGCAGUGUACUACAUGACAGAUAUAGGGCGCAUUUCGGCUUCACCGAGACAGAGGUGCAAACACUACUUGAAAAAAAUGCCGGAUAUCCGCUGGAAAUGGCCGAACUGAAAACCUGGUAUGACGGUUACGUGUUUGGGCAAUACCGUAUGUACAACCCUCUGUCGAUUCGUGCCAGCUUCGAAUCUAAUCAAACAGACUCCUAUUGGAUUGAAAGCGUCCCAUUCGGCCUUAAUGUCAAACAUGAGAAUUCGCCUCUUCGCAGACCAUUCAUGGCUGAUGAGUAUCAACGUUGUAUUCAGAAAUUGUUUGUUAGCGGCUUGUUAGCUAAUCUCAGGUCAGACAUAGAGUACACGGAUGCUGCCACACCCACAGACACGGACGAUUUUCUAUCCGCUUUAACAUCAAUGGGAUAUACGACGGCGUGUCAACCAACAUCUGGAGCACAUUAUUACAAUGUAUGGAUUCCUAAUGAGGAAGUUCGCGAUACAUUUAAAGAAUUGCUCCUACUAUGGACGAAAAAACAUACGAAGAACUACUUUGAUGAUAUGGACAGGGUCAAGGUCCUCGGUAAAAUUUUGAAUAGUUUUAUGCAGAAAAAUGUGACCCUAAUUGAAGAGAAUUUGUCUACGCUCCAGUCAGCCAUCAACGAAACAACUGAUACGAAAUACCAUUGUGACGUUAUUUUCGCAUUAUUGGUCACAUUUUGUGAUGCUUGGGACGUGCAACGUAGUUUCGAUGACGUAAUAUCCAUCGCAGAAAAAUUACAAUUUCACUGCCACAUUGCAGUGAGCUUGAAGCCAACUCGUCAUCAUCCUGAUCCUAUAACAGCUCAUAUCAUGGUGAAUGGAAAUGCCACCGCCUUACAUGAAAAGUGCGUAGUCAGACGUCUCUUGAAUAAAGUGGUAAAACUAGGUGUGAAGAAAUCGUUCAAGACUGCAAUCCAGCUUUGGAUUGAUACUAAAGUUGCCCAUGCUACAACGAGCGGUUGCGAUUGGGUGCAGUUCGUUCUGAUUUACGUCGGCAGAAAGCUGUGGGGAAUGUUCAACUGUACAAAUUCAGCUACUAAGAUUAUAAAAUAGGUAGGCGAUAUAGAUUCAAUAGAGAAGAGUGCGCGAUGAAUUUAAUCAUAGCGUCUGGCUAAAGACGAAAACACAGUCGUUGUCGUCGUCGUAGUCGCGCUCCUUUACAGGAGAUAGCGUAUACUUCCAUCUAUAUCAGCGGGUUUCUAGCGUAUCUGAUAGUUUCUUUCAGGGUGUUACAGGGAGAGUUGGCCGGUGAGUUUGUUGUUAACAUCUCGGAUCGUUUCCUCCCUCUUGUAGUUCUUCCUUGAAUUUUCCCCUGUACCACUAGCAUGAAAAUACCAUUUUCUCGUAUUUCAUGAGCUAGAUACUUUAGCUUUCUAUUCUUUAUAUCUUCUAUUACGACUUUCCGCUCCUCUCCUAUUCUUGCUAAUACUUCCUGGUUGGUAAUGAAGUCCUUCCAUGAGAUCCGUAGUAGCCUUCGAUAGCACCACAUCUCAAAAGCAGAUAUUUUCUUCUCGCAUUCUGCACUCAUGGUCCAUGUUUCACAGGAAUACUUCAGAACAGUCCAUACGUAGCAUCUCAUAAUUCUCUUUCUCAGAGCUAGACUCAUCGUUCGAUUUCCCAGCACAUUGGCUAGGUUGUUAAAGGCGCUUUUUGCCAUUCCAAUCCGUGAUUUAAUUUUUCUUUAUGAUCUCUACCAUCAUUAUUUAUCAGCGCUCCAAGGUACCUAUGUGAAUUGAUUUACAUUUUCAAUUUCUUGAGUUCCAAUGUUGAUUUUGACCUCCUUGAAGUCUCCUUUUGUAAAUCUCAUCACCUUGGUCUUGCCUGCAUUUAUUUUCAUUCCAUAUUUUAAUCCAGCACUGUUAAUUUGGUUGAUCAUUUUCUGCAUCUGCGCUUCUGUUUCAGCAAGGAUCACUUUGUCAUCUGCAUAGCUUAUUUCGUUUAUUCUCUUGCCGUUGAUCUUGAAUCCCAUUUGUUUGAUUCGCGCUUCUCUCAUUAUUUCUUCUGCGUACACGUUGAACAGCCUAGGUGAGAGGGGGCAUCCUUGUCUCACACCUCUCUUUAUACCACAUCUAUUCUCCGAGUACUCAGUUCCAAACUUGAUAUUUGCGCUCUGCUCCCAGUACAAGUUCUUGAUUAUCCGCAGGUCUUUGUCAUCAAUAUUGUAUUUCUUCAGGAUCUCCAGCAUCCUCUCAUGGUUGACACGAUCAAAUGCUUUUUCAUAGUCGACAAAGCAAGCAAUAAUUUCCCUGUUUGCAUUCAGUGCUCUUUGGAUGAUCACUUUCAGCAGGGCAAUUGCGUCUCUCGUCCCUUUUUUUGCUACAAAGCCAUAUUGUGUUUCGCUUAGAUUUUUGUCUAUCUUCUUUUCAAUUCUGGCAUUCAUGAUGGAUAGUAGUAGCUUUAGAGCAUGGCUCAUUAAUGCGAUGGUUCUAUAUUCAGAGCAUUUUUGCGAGUUAUUUUUCUUCGGUAUUGGUACAAAAUUUACUGCUUUGAAGUCCUUAGGCAGUGUACCUUCAUUGUAUAUCUCAUUUAUAAUCUUCAGCAGUUCUUUUUCGUACUCAGGUGUUAGAUGUUUAAUCAAGUCUACUGGUAUGAGAUCUUCCCCCACUGCUUUGUGGUUUCUGGCUCUCUUCACCGCAUUUCUCAGCUCCCACAUUUCGAUUCGUGGUGCCUCCUCUGUGGAUGAAACUUCCAAUUGAGCCAGACAUGUGUCAUCUCCAUACAGUUCCUGUAUGUAGCUGAUCCAGACCUCUUCUGUUUCUUGAUUGUUAACACAAUACUUUCCAUCUUUUCUUCGCAUGUAUGCUAUUCCACUUCUCCUUUUCUUAUGGGCAGCCAUCAUCUGCUUCACUUUGGUAUGCAUUUCUCUAGAGUUGUGUCUUUUCUCCAGUUCUACUACUUCUCGACACUUCUCCUCAUACCAUUCAUUUUUGGCCAUUCUGCACAUUCCCAUGAUCUUGUGAUUUAGUUCUGUGUAUUCACUACUUGGUCUGUUUGCAUUCUUUCGUUCUUCCAUCAGAUCCAGUAUCUCUUGAGUUAUCCAUGGUUUAUGUUUUCUUUUAUCUUUGAGUGGAAUAGACUUUUCUGCUGCUGUUUUAACCUUUCGCUUCCAUUCUUGCCACUUUUCUUCAAUACCUUGUUCUUCUUCCAACUUGUCUUCCUUUUGUUUUUCCAGUUCUUCUCGGAAUUUCUUCUGCACAUGCUUUGAUUUGAUCUUUGCAAUGUCAAGUUGUUGGUAUUGUUCUUUGCUCUUCUUCUGGCUCUUCAUGACUAUCUGGCAUUUUGCAGCCAGUAGCUUAUGGUCAGUGUUGCAGUCAGCACCAGAGUAUGUAUGACAGUUCUUCACUAUGUUCUUGAAUCUUCCUUUUACAAGAAUGUAGUCUAUCUGGUUUCUGGCUCGAUCUCCAGGACUGACCCAUGUGUAUAAUAAUCUUCUUGCAUGUUGUUUGAACCAGGUAAGGUGCACCGAGGCAAGUCAGAAUGAUUUUUCGCAAUUUCAACUUUGACCAGCUGUUACUCCCCUUCUAAUGAACCAAUAUGGAUCAAAUUUAUUAUGUAGGUUCCCAUAAGGGUUUUCAACCUAUGAUAAAAAUUUGAGCGCGAUUGACACAGUAGCUUUCGCUCAGUGGAAUAAAAUAUAAACUGUCCUGACUUUCCCCAAUUGGGGGAAGUCAGAACAGGCUAAACUUUGCAGAGGCGUAGAUCACAAACCAAGUGUCCUAGAGAAAUUGCACAGAAACAAAAUUGUAGAGAAUUUAAUUCUCUUUGAGAUCACUCCCAUCAGAUUUUCACUAGGACGCACGGUUCGUCCGCUAUAUGCGAAAAACUAAGAAAUAGAAAGUCUGUAUUUUAGACCAAAUUCAAAAUAAGUUCAAAACAACAACAAAAUACAAUUGAACCAAAGACAUCUAAAAUGAAACUGAAUCGCGAAAAUUUUUAUGCCGUGAUGAAGUAGGGGUAGUACCCUCAAGUCACCUUUAGUGGCACUUCGCCAGAUAUAAACCUCUAGGCGCUAGAGCAAGUUUUCUAACUUACCCCGAAUUCAACUUCCCCCGGUGCACCUUAUUGCAUAUUAUUAGAUCGUGUCUUUCUGCGAACUCUAUGAGCAUUUCUCCUCUUUCAUUCUGCUCUCCAAGUGCGUGCUUCCCUGCCACUUGGCUACCAUGAUCAUUCCCGACUUUGGCAUUGAAGUCUCCCAUCAAAAACACAACAUCAUUGUUUUUUGAGCAGUUCAUUACUUCUUCUAGGUCAUUGUAGAAGUUAUUGAUUUCUGUUGUACUGCUUUCUGCUGUUGGCGCAAAAACUUGAAUUAUCACAAUUGGUUUUGGCUUGACCUCCAAUCUCACAAAUAUUAUCCUCUCUGAUUUUGGAAUUAUGGCACUGAUUUUAUUGCUGAUUCUGGUAUGUAUUAAUAUACCCACACCUAGUUCGUGUGCGUCUUUUCCAGCGUAGAUCAUUUCAUAAUCCUUAUCUACCCGGUUUCUGCCAUUUCCAGUCCAUCGGGUCUCACUUAUUCCUAAUACGUCGAUUUUUAAUCUCCUGGCUUCCUUGAUUACAUUGGCAAGUUGUCCAAUUUUAUACAAGGUUCUUACGUUCCAGGUUGCGACGUUGAUGUUGUUCCUCCUUGUUUUAACUCCACGUAUUCUUAGCACCCUAUCCGGCUGCCUUGGCGGAUGAGGAUCAGCCUAAUGGAGACUUAGGGCCAUUGCUGAAUUGAUAUCCAUAUAAUUCUAGGGAGAUAUAAUGGUGUUGGUUUCCCGUUGCCUUCCACCAUGGUUUUCUGUUGCGGUUUGCUCCCUUAGCUGAAUGUGCCAGUUUUUAGGCGCUGGUAUUCGCCUUCUCACUCUGAAGCCCUUGAGCUUCCCUGGGGCUGGAACAAGUGAGUUGUUGGUGUUCUGCAGCUGUUAUGCAUUCUUAUUUGUAAUCUGGUAUUUAUGUAGAGGUUUGGCCUUCAGCUUGCCACUCCUCCCAGUCAUUCCACAUACUGGAGAAUUCUGCUUUGGCCAUGUUUAUCGAUUCCGAGUCCAUCGAACAGCAACAUGUUACCACCCCGCACGACGUGGACGCGCAGAAUACCCCUGGUGUUGUCUUCGCCUUCUCAUCUAUCCUCGGGGACUGGCUCCUCUUGAUGAUCCGAGCUACUACCUAGAGACUACCUCUAGCGACAACAACCUGUGCCCUCGCGAGAUAGACUAAGAAUAGGCCACACAAAAAUUACUCAUAACCACUUAUACCAAAAAGAACUAAAACCCCCAUGCCAAUUUUGCAGAAACGAACCCACGUCCAUUCAACACAUACUUUUCAACUGCCCCCAACUAAAACAAAACAGACUUACACUACAAAUAAAAGAAAACCCACCUGCUAUCCCUAACGAACCCUGUGAAAUACAAAAAUUCAUCUCCCUAAUAAAAAACAUCGACCUCACAAACCAAAUCUAACCCCUCCCCCGUACGGGUGUAAUAAUCUUGUAAUUAUAAACACCCAAAAAAAAAAAUCAUUGGAAAAGUGGUUUUAGGCAUAUUCCCUCAUUAAUACCGUAAGUUUUGUUUUGUCCGGUGAUUGUAAAACAGAAACAAAAUAAAAAAUUCACAAAAUGUGGCAUUUCAUAGUAAAACUUCGAUGGAAAUAUCAAAACAUCUUUUUUUUUUGGCAUGAUGUUAUAACAACGAUUUUUUUUUCAUGUAAAGGAAUUGGUAGUUAUUUUUGUCAAUUUAAGUAAUCGUUUUUUAUCAUUUCGUAUUCAUUCUUAUGUUUUGUUCAUCCAGUUUUUAUGUUAGGUAUAGAUAUCUUUCUGUUUUGUUUUUGUUCAUUGGUUAUUUAGUUUUUUCGAAAUUAUUAUUUUUAUUCUUACGUUUUUUAUUCAACUUUGAGUUUUGACGAAUCUAUGAUUUUAUCUAUAUUCUCAUUAAUAAACUCGCCAAAAUUAUUUUCAAGUUGAUUUAAUUUGUUCUUCACGAUUGUCCUGAUGCCACGCUUCAUGGCGGACGUCAUAAAGCGUGGCAUCAGGACUAUCGUGAAGAACAAAUUAAAUCAACUUAAAAAUAAUUUUGGCGAGUUUAUUAAUGAGAAUAUAGAUAAAAUCAUAGAUUCGUCAAAACUCAAAGUUGAAACAUUUGUGAACGCUUCGACAUCGAGCCUUGUAAAGAGUAAGAAAUUGAAAUUUAAGUAUAUGGUAUACGGGUGUCAUCAUUGGAAAAGUGGUUUUAAGCAUAUUUCCUCAUUAAUACCUCAAGUUUUGUUUUGUCCGGUGAUUAUAGAACAGAAACAGAAUUAAAAAUUCACAAAAUCUGGCAUUUCACAGUGAAACUUUGGUGGAAAUAAGUACCAAAAUUUUUUUUUUUUUGGCACGAUGUUACGAAAACGAAUUUUUUUCAUGUAAAACAAUAUUGGUAGUUAUUUUUGCCAAUUUAAGUAAUCGUUUUUUAUCGUUUCAUAUUCAUUCUUAUGUUUUGUGUACCUAUCCUGUUUUUAUGUUAUAAGUAGAUAUCUUUCUGUUUUUUUUUUUUUUUUGUUUAUUGGUUAUUUAGGAAUUUGAAAUUAUUAUUUUUAUUCUUAUGUUUUUUUAUUUUUGUUGUUGUUUUGUUUUGUGUGCGUGUGUGUUUCUUAUUAUUAUUUUUUUUUUAUUUGCAGUUAUAAGUAUGACAUCUUUUUUGCUCAGUGAAUAGUUUUUGAAGAGAAUUACAUAUACUUUCUUUCAUGUUAUAACGACAAAUUGUC
Molecule: messenger RNA, 8166 nt
Organism: Planococcus citri (citrus mealybug)
Lineage: Eukaryota; Metazoa; Arthropoda; Insecta; Hemiptera; Pseudococcidae
Exons: 4
Coding region: 190-2505 (771 amino acids)
Source: RefSeq, a predicted model, not a curated record